Hyla sarda is the source of this 1607-nucleotide messenger RNA. It is a transcript of the gene TUBB4B, whose product is annotated as tubulin beta 4B class IVb. Gene Ontology annotation, cellular component: microtubule; cytoplasm. NCBI's taxonomy places the organism in Eukaryota, Metazoa, Chordata, Amphibia, Anura, Hylidae. Gene Ontology annotation, biological process: microtubule cytoskeleton organization; mitotic cell cycle. The record is from RefSeq and is a predicted model, not a curated record. The transcript is spliced from 4 exons. The coding region runs from base 102 to 1439 and encodes 445 amino acids. Gene Ontology annotation, molecular function: GTPase activity; GTP binding; structural constituent of cytoskeleton.
GCCUAUAAAUAACGCGGGGACAGACGGUUGGGAUCAGUUGCUCUCGCAGCCUCAGAGGGAUCUUACAGCACACUAGGUCAUCAUCUCCUCACACCAGCAACAUGAGGGAAAUCGUACAUCUGCAGGCAGGACAAUGCGGCAACCAGAUCGGCGCCAAGUUCUGGGAAGUCAUCAGUGACGAACAUGGCAUUGACCCAACUGGUACCUACCAUGGAGACAGUGACCUCCAACUGGAAAGAAUCAAUGUUUACUACAAUGAAGCAACUGGUGGCAAAUAUGUUCCCCGUGCUGUCUUGGUGGAUCUGGAGCCUGGUACUAUGGACUCAGUGCGUUCAGGACCUUUUGGACAGAUCUUCAGACCAGAUAACUUUGUCUUUGGCCAGAGUGGUGCUGGAAACAACUGGGCUAAAGGACAUUACACAGAGGGAGCUGAACUGGUUGACUCCGUAUUAGAUGUUGUGAGGAAGGAAGCAGAAAGUUGUGACUGUCUCCAGGGUUUCCAGUUGACCCACUCCUUGGGGGGUGGCACUGGGUCUGGUAUGGGUACACUCCUUAUCAGCAAAAUCAGAGAAGAAUACCCCGACAGAAUCAUGAACACUUUCAGCGUUGUGCCCUCCCCCAAAGUGUCUGAUACUGUAGUAGAGCCAUACAAUGCCACACUGUCUGUUCACCAGCUUGUAGAAAACACAGAUGAAACCUACUGCAUAGAUAAUGAAGCCCUGUAUGACAUCUGCUUCAGAACCCUGAAACUUACCACCCCCACCUAUGGUGACCUGAACCAUCUGGUAUCGGCCACCAUGAGUGGUGUCACCACUUGCCUGCGCUUCCCUGGCCAGCUGAACGCUGACUUGCGUAAACUGGCUGUGAACAUGGUGCCUUUCCCCCGUCUGCACUUCUUCAUGCCUGGCUUUGCCCCACUGACCAGCCGUGGCAGCCAACAGUACCGCGCCUUAACUGUGCCGGAACUGACACAGCAGAUGUUUGAUGCCAAGAACAUGAUGGCUGCUUGUGACCCACGUCAUGGCCGCUACCUGACCGUGGCUGCUGUUUUCAGAGGCCGUAUGUCCAUGAAGGAGGUGGAUGAGCAGAUGCUCAAUGUGCAGAACAAGAACAGCAGCUACUUUGUGGAAUGGAUCCCCAACAAUGUAAAAACAGCCGUCUGUGACAUCCCACCCCGAGGCCUGAAGAUGUCUGCUACCUUCAUCGGUAACAGCACAGCCAUCCAGGAGCUGUUCAAGCGUAUCUCCGAGCAGUUCACCGCUAUGUUCCGUAGAAAGGCCUUUUUGCAUUGGUACACUGGUGAGGGUAUGGAUGAGAUGGAGUUCACUGAAGCUGAGAGCAACAUGAAUGACCUGGUGUCCGAAUACCAGCAGUACCAGGAUGCUACAGCAGAAGAGGAAGGAGAAUUCGAGGAGGAGGCUGAGGAAGAGGCUGCAUAAGGCGUUCUACCUAAUGUUGUAAAUUAUGUCUAAAGCUGUAACAUCUCUCGUCUUGUUCAUGAAACUGUUUUUUCUUGAUGUUCAUGUUUAUUUGUGUUUAACUUUUUCUCCUGUUCCUCAUUUUGUGCUGUACAGAACUUCACACCACCAUUAAAGCAUUUUUCAUAA